GGCUACUAACUUCUCAUAUAAAACCCUAGCGCCUAUCUCCACACAGUUUCCCUUUCUUCUUGCACUUGAGGGAGAGAGAAAGAGAGAGAGCCAAAAUGUCGAAGCGAGGACGCGGAGGAUCCGCGGGGAACAAGUUCAGGAUGUCGCUGGGUCUUCCGGUGGCGGCAACGGUGAACUGCGCCGAUAACACUGGGGCAAAGAACCUCUACAUCAUUUCGGUGAAGGGGAUCAAGGGUAGGCUCAACAGGCUCCCUUCUGCUUGCGUCGGCGACAUGGUCAUGGCUACUGUCAAGAAGGGUAAACCGGAUCUCAGGAAGAAGGUUAUGCCCGCUGUCAUCGUCCGCCAGCGCAAGCCGUGGCGCAGAAAGGACGGCGUCUACAUGUAUUUCGAAGAUAAUGCUGGGGUCAUUGUGAAUCCUAAAGGUGAAAUGAAAGGAUCUGCUAUCACUGGGCCAAUUGGGAAGGAGUGUGCUGAUCUCUGGCCUAGGAUUGCUAGUGCUGCCAAUGCUAUUGUUUAGCCGACUGAAGUCUGAGUGAAAUGAAUGUUUUGAUUUUAUGUUUUAGGAUUUUGAGCAUGAUGCUAUUGUUUUGGAGACUUGUCAGUUUUAAUUGAUUCUCGGAAUUUUGUAAGAGCCAUAAAGGUAUCUUUUUGGCAAAGACACUAAAUACUUCUUACCGGUAAUUAGCCUUUUUAUGUCUGUGGAUGGCAUGUUUUCGCCCUGUUACGGACGAUUA
Messenger RNA from Coffea eugenioides, 735 nucleotides. Its product is annotated as 60S ribosomal protein L23. The record is from RefSeq and is a predicted model, not a curated record. Gene Ontology annotation, cellular component: ribosome; cytosolic large ribosomal subunit. The transcript has 4 exons. NCBI's taxonomy places the organism in Eukaryota, Viridiplantae, Streptophyta, Magnoliopsida, Gentianales, Rubiaceae. Gene Ontology annotation, biological process: translation. The coding region runs from base 96 to 518 and encodes 140 amino acids. Gene Ontology annotation, molecular function: structural constituent of ribosome; large ribosomal subunit rRNA binding.